Molecule: messenger RNA, 6362 nt
Organism: Branchiostoma belcheri (Belcher's lancelet)
Lineage: Eukaryota; Metazoa; Chordata; Leptocardii; Amphioxiformes; Branchiostomatidae
Product: golgin subfamily A member 4-like
Exons: 5
Coding region: 225-6362 (2045 amino acids)
Source: RefSeq, a predicted model, not a curated record
UGCAGCCCCGCCCUCCUAACCACAUCACCAGGGAAAUACGAAUAGGUAAUGAGAAACAUGAUCACGUGACCAGCAGCCUGACCUGUCUGACGGGUCCUAGCUCCCUUUGUCUCCCUCGCGCGCAAGCUCCUGUGGGCCACAUUUUUUCGGGGCUCUCUCCUCGGAUCUUGCGAAUCCGACACUUCUCAGACCUUCUGGCACGGCUUGGUCGAACCUCUGCCAUCAUGAUUCGUGACAGCUCCUCUCCCGGUGAGAUCAUCAAGUACCGGAUCAUACGGGACCAGGGCGGGAAGGCGUCACGGUCCCUGGCGGCAUCCUUCUCAACAGAGGUGAGCUCUGUUAGCACUAGUAGUACCAGCAUUGCAACAGGAUACUCCUCGAGUGCAGUUAGUACUACCAGCAUUUCCACUGGAUCCUCCGCAAGUUCAAGCCUACAUGCUCAGGACAAGCAUUUUGAGGGGGCGAUCGCAGGUGGUAGUACGGAGAGGCAAGGGCAGGAGUUGGUAACCACGUUUCAUGAGAAGCUAGAGUCUCAGGAAGGCGGGCGUGUGAUUACAGGUGUUACGGGCAUAACCGAAGCGCACAAUGGGGCACAGUCACAAAUCUCGCUUGGUGCCGACUUUUCACCCUCCUCACAAUUUCGCACCACGAGCCACGGUGCAAACCGUCGAAAGUUGGCGAAGACGGGAGGCUACAGCAGCGUGCAGACAACUUUCACUUCUCAAACAAGUUCUGAAACCCAAUCUGUGUCAGGCCAAACCAGUCAGGUGGGGGUAACGCAGGAGGGCUUCCAGGUGUCUUCAGGCAAAGCUACCACAUCUUCAAGUAGCCUUCAAUUGGGCCAAGAAAAUCAGCUGGAUUUGAUAAGGGUUCUGCAAGAGGAGAUCAGACAACUGAAGCUGAAGUUGGCAAGCUUGGGAGGAGAUUCUGCAGAGGUGGGCGUGGCUGGUGGCUCUGUCUCGUCUGCCUCGGGGCAACUCUCCUGGGAUGAGGAGAUCAAAUCACUGCAAACUUGCAGUAAAGAAGAGCUGCUCAUCAAAAUGAGGCUCCUGUUGGAGGAACGCAAGACCCUGCAACUCCAGAGUGAGUAUGUCCUGAUAAGCAGCCAGGAUUCUAAAGAAACCACCGAGACGGAUGGCAAGUAUGUGGCAGGGCAGGGAAAAGUGGAAAAUGGUGGAGCUACGCAGGUAAACAAAGAAGUAGUUAAAGGGACAUCACUGUCCCUCCAGGCAGAGCUCCACGAUGUGACACAAUUGUACAACCAGAUUCUUACAGAGAAGACCCAGCUGGUACAAGAAGUAGAGCGUUACAAAGUCUACCAGAAACAGGUGGAAGAAAUGAAGGCUGAAGUUAGCAAGACCCUUCAAGAAGAAAAAGCGAUGAUAGCUACUCUUAAGUCUGAAAACAACAGUCUCAAGACAGAGAAAACCAAAGCAGAGGAGGAAAAAGCGGCGAAGAUUGAAGAAUUGAAGGGGCUGCAACAGAAGCUCACGACACUGAAACUCGAGAAUGAAAAUUUACAAGCACAGAAUACCAAAAUUGAAGAGGAAAAGGCGUCUUUCGUUGUCAAGAAGCAGUCAACACAAACAACAACAACUGUCAAGGUGGAAGGAAAACAGGAGACCCUGAUGUCAGGAGGAGACAUCACGCUGCAGUCAGGAAUCAAAAGUCUCAAGCAAGAGACAGUCACAGCCAAAGACACAGACGUUAAGAAGCUACAGGAUGAGCUGACAGCCUUGAAGACAGAGAACAAGACCUUGAUGACACAGAAGUCUAAACUGGAAGAAGAGAAGGGGACCCUUUUGGCAGAGGCACAGGAUAAUUCCAUGUUACAGGGAGAGAUAGAUGACCUGAAGUUCCAGCUCAACAGUCUGAUAUCUGAGAACACCAUCCUCACAGCAGAGAAGACAAGCGUACAGAGAGAAACAUCCACAAAGGCAGAGGAAGAGAGGAAGAGGCUUCAGCAUGAGCUGGAUACUCUUAAGAAUAAUACCCAAGCUGUAACAGUCAAAAGUAUGCAGGGGGAGCUUGACGCACUUACACUGAAACUGGAGAGAAUGCAAGUUGAAAAGGCAAAGCUAGAGCAGCAAGUGGGAAACACAGAGAUCACAAAGGUGUACCAGGAGUUGUCAUCUUUGAAAGGAGAGAACGAAACCUUGAAGAUCAAGAUAGCAGAGCUCCAAGGAGGACAGGGAAGUGUGACAGUUGUAGCCGGUACACAGAAGCAAGUGAUGGGAGACAAGCAAAAGACAACACAAGAAUUCACUACCUAUCAAACUACAAGCCAGGUGGUCACAGUGACAAACACACAGGGAGACAUGACUUCGGUAAAUGAGGAGUUGUCAACUUUAAAAAGAGAGAACGAAAUCUUGAAAACCAAGAUAGUGGAGCUUCAAGGAGCACGGGGAAGUGUUGCAUUCAGUGCGCAGAAGGGGGUGACAGGAGACAAGCAGAUGACAACACAAGAAUUCACUACCUUUCAAACAAGCCAGGUGGUCACAGUGGCAAACGCACAAGGAGACUUGACUUCACUGCUGCUGGAAAAUGAAAGCCUGAAAAACGAGAAAGCCAAACUGGAGAGGGAAAAAGCCGGUCUCCUUAUCAAAGAGGAAAACCUCACAACCCUGGAGGGAGAAAUGACACAGAUGCGAUCAGAACUGUCCACUUUACACACAGAGUAUGACAGCUUGAAGAAAGAGCAUGCAGCGUCUGUAAACACAGAUGUGAAGAAAGUACGAGUGGAACUGAAAUCCUUGAAAUCAGAGAACGAUGCUUUAAAGACACAGAAGACUAAACUACAAGAGGAAACAGGCAACCUUCUGGCAGAGGUGCAGAAGAAAACAGACGAGCUGGAAAAGAUGGAGAAGGUACAGAGCCAAGUGAAAAGCCUGGUGUCCGAGAAUGAAGUUCUGAAGACAGAGAAGACCAAAGUGAUGCAAGAGGAGGCAAAGAAGGCAGAAGAAGAGAGGAAAAGGCUGCAGCAAGAACUGGCCACCCUUAGAAACACCGACCAAGAGGCAAUCAUUGCAAGGAUGGAACGAGAGCUGACUUCUCUGAAGUUGGAGACAGAAAGCUGGAAAGCAGAGAAGGUUAAAAUGGAGCAAGAAAGAACCACCCUGACUACAAAAGUGGAUGGAGUGAGGAGGAUGGAGGAAGAAUUGUCUUCUUUGCAAGUUGAGGUCAAAGCCCUACAUGAAGAGAAAGUGGCCAACAAACAAGUUGAUGUUAAGAAACUACAGAAGGAGCUGACAUCCCUGCAGGCAGAGAACAAAGCCAUGCAGACAGAGAAGAGCAAAGUAGAGAAGGAAACACAGCAGAGGAUGGAGAUGCAAGUGAAGACACUUGAGGAGCAGCUGACAAUCCUCAGAUCUGAGAAUGAAACCUUCAAACUCGAGAGGAGCAGGCUGAAGAAGACAGAAGAUGAAAGGAUGGCAGAAGAGAGAAGGAAACUCCAGGAAGAAAUGGCGACACUUAAAAUCACCUACCAAGAGCAAGCAAGUAAGACGAUGCAGGGACAACUAGAAUCACUCCAGUUGGAGAAUGAAAGCCUCAAACACGAAAAGGCAAAGCAGGAGAGGGAAAAGAGGUGUCAAUCUCGAGUGGAGAAACGCCAGGUGGUCACAGUGGCAAACGCACAAGGAGACUUGACUUCACUUCUGCUGGAAAACGAAAGUCUGAAAAACGACAAAGCCAAACUGGAGAGGGAAAAAGUUGGUCUCCUUGUCAAGGAGGAAAAACUCACAACUCUGGAGGGAGAAAUGACACAGAUGCGAUCAGAACUGUCCACUUUACACACUGAGUAUGAGAGUCUGAAGGAAGAGCAUGCGGCAUACGCCAACACAGAUGUGAAAAAAGUACGUACGGAGCUGAAGGCCCUGAAAUCAGAGAACGAUGCCUUAAAGACACAGAAGACUAAACUACAAGGGGAAACAGGCAACCUUCUGGCAGAGGUGCAGAAAACACGGAUGUGCUGGGAAAGAUGGAGAAGGUACAGAGCCAAAGUGAAAAGCCUCGUGUCCGAGAAUGAAGUCCUGAAGACAGAGAAGACAAAAGUGAUGCAAGAGGAGGCAAAGAAGGCAGAAGAAGAGAGGAAAAGGCUGCAGCAACAACUGGCCACCCUUAGAAAUACCGACCAAGAGGCAAUCAUUGCAAGGAUGGAGCGAGAGCUGACUUCUCUGAAGUUGGAAACAGAAAGCUGGAAAGCAGAGAAGGUUAAAAUGGAGCAAGAAAGAACCACUCUGACUACCAAGGUGGAUGGAGUGACGAGGCUGGAGGAAGAAUUGUCUACUUUGAAAGCUGAGGUCAAAGCCCUACAGGAAGAGAAAGUGGCCAACAAACAAGUUGACGUCAAGAAACUACAGAAGAAGCUGGCAUCCCUGCAAGCAGAGACCAAAGCCAUGAAAACAGAGAAGAGUAGAGUAGAGGAGGAAACACAGAAGAGGAUGGAGAUGCAAGUGAAGACACUGGAGGAACAGCUGACAAUCCUCAGGUCCGAGAACGAAACCUUCAAAUUCGAGAGGAGCAGGCUGAAGAAGACAGAGGAUGAAAGGAUGGCAGAAGAGAGAAGGAAACUCCAGGAAGAAAUGGCGACACUUAAAAUCUCCUACCAAGAGCAAGCGACAAAGAUGAUGCAGGGACAACUAGAAUCACUCCUGUUGGAAAACGAAGGCCUCAGAAAUGAAAGGGCAAAACUGGAGAGGGAAAGAUUCAGCUUGUUGCAUGGAGAAAGGGCCACUGAAAAAGGAGGCGCAGGUUUUGUAGUCCAGACCAAGACGACCACGAGCAGAAGAGAAGUGCAGACAACAAAGGGAUCAGGAACCUUCAGGUCAGAGGCCAAAGGUCUGAAUGAGAUAGAGGUCAUCCGAGAAGAGAUGGAGGGAGAGAGAGCAACAGUCAGUCAGCUGCAGGGAAGGUCUGUCAUCACACAAGACCUUACAAAACUGACAGGAGGAGAUAGCAUCGCUCAGAGCAGAAAACCAGACCCUAAAAGCAGAGCUGCUAAAACUGGGGAAGGAAAGGGACACGCUCCUCAGCCAGGGGCAAACUGUAACCUUGACAGAAGUGAGGGAGGUCGCAAACACACAGCAGACCACCGUCAUCUCAGAGAGUUCAAGUCAGGUCACGACAGAGAGGCAGAAUGGGGAGUAUGUGGACCUACACUGCUGGAGGAGAAAGAUGAGCUACACGACGCUGAUGACGCAGGUGAUGAUGAGGAAAAGCAGGACACAACAGACAAUGGGCCAACCAACCAGGAGUCUGAUUCAGCAUCAUUGAUGAAGGAGAUCGUGACCCUCAAGUCGGAAGUGACGACCCUGAGGAGCGAGAAGGAGAAAUAUGAGACGCUGGUGAUGGGGAAGUGGCAGGUCAUCGACCUCCAGGGCGAUGGUGCUCUGCAGCUUCUGCAGGAGGAGGAACAGGAAGCUGCGGGCGUACAUCGAGGAGAACGACAUGCAGAUCGCAGCCAUGCAGACCUCAGCAGCACAGACGGUGCAGGACAGCAAGAUUUGCAGUCCACCAUUGAGGAGAACAAAACACUGAAGAAACAGAUUGAAGAGAUGCAACUAGUCCAGGGCAACCUGCAGCAGGCACUGGCCACGAAGCUGGAGGAAAGUUCGGCGAACGUCACGAGGAUGCAGCUGAUGGAGAUGGAGGUGACGCAGCUGUAUCAGCUGCUGCAGGAGCACGGGGUGUCCAGAGAACAGGUCCAGCAAAUCACCUCAUCUGUGCAACACACGGAAGGAGCUGUAAAUGUGACGGAGACAGUGAGUUCGCAGUCACAGAGCAUUGUGGUGACCCAACAGAGCGAAGAGGUCCAGAGCCAAACCACGAAGACUACUGUGAAGUCAUCCAAGCUGAGUAGGCUGGAGGAAGAGGCUGCAAAGAUGGCACAGAAGAGGAAGAAGCUCCAGCAAGAGCUGGGUACAGUAAAAACAUCCCUAAGCAUGGAGCUCGAAGAAGAAUUGUCAUCCUUGAAGUCAAAACUACAGGAUUAUGAGCAGAUCCAGACAGAGUUAGCAGAAACAAAGAAGGAGCUAGAAAAGCUCACAGCAGACAAAAAUGGCAAAGGGAAGAGCAAGAAGGCAGCCAAGGAGAGCCAAGCUACACAGGAGAAGAUGGACAUGCUACAGAUGCAGGUGAAGGAGCUGUCAUUACAGGUGAAGAUCCUCUCCACCAGUAAGACUGAUCUAGACGACACGAGGAAGCAGCUUGCAGAGCUGAAGAAGGAAAACACGAGUCUCAGCGGGCAGCUGGGGAAGAUGAAGGCCAUGGAGCGGGAGGUGACCAUCGCAAGGAGCGUCAUCCAGCAGCUCAAGGACGACAACGAGAAGAUGGCUCUGAAGAUGAAGAAGAGUAAGAAGUAA